AUGACGACACGGCUAGUACAAACGACACUGACUGGAACACCGGCAGAAGUUAGAUGUAAGUGCGGGAAAAUCUGUAAGAACCUCAGGGGUCUACGGAUUCACCAGGCAAGAUCGGCAUGUGGUCAAAAGGCAUCCCAGAAGCAGCGCACAAGUUUAAUCCUUGGUGAGACGCAGGAGGACACUAGUCAGGAGGCUACCCACAGAACUAGAGACCUCUCUGCAGAUGAGAUGCCAUCUGACAGCACACAGAUUCCUGAUGAAUCCCAGAUUGAUCAUCUCCUUGAGUUACUUCAAACCCAAGAUGACUCUGAACCAGUAAAAGAAGUACCGCAUAAGACCCCACCAGCAACACCAGAGGAGGAAAAGAGACCAAGAAUAGAGUGGCCAAAGACUUCGAAUAAAAAGGCAUGGACAGACUUUGAUCACGAGCUAGAUCUUAUCCUGGAAGCAACUCUACAAGGGGCAGUUGAGAGAAAACUAGUGGCCAUGACAAGCCUAAUUUACACGGUUGGCAAAGAACGAUAUGGAGUCUAUGUACCCAAACAUUCCAAACCGUCAAGUCAACCCAACAGGAGAGAGAGGCAGAUACAGGCCAUUAGACAAGAGCUUAAGAAACUGAGAAAGGCAUAUAGAAACGCCAAAGACGAGGAGAAACUUGGAUUGCAAGAGCUACGAGACUUGCAGAGAAAGCAACUGAGGGAACUCAGAAAAGCAGAGACAGCAAGAAAGAACAGACGAAAGAGAGCACAACAAAAGACUUCAUUUAUAGCCAACCCAUACAAGUUCUCCAAAAAGUUGCUAGACAAGGAGAAAUCAGGCAUCCUCAACAGCUCAAUGGAGGAGAUACAGACCCACCUGAGGGAUACACACUCUGACACCAGAAGAGAUGACCCUUUGGGCCCAUGUGCACACAUCAUGCCUGAACCAGCUCCAACUAUAGCACUUGACAGUAAAGAACCCACCCUGGCUGAGGUGAAAGAUGUAGUGAAGAAAGCUAGAGCUGGCUCUGCCCCAGGACCUAAUGGAAUACCAUAUAAGGUCUACAAGAUGUGCCCAAGACUGCUUCGUCGCCUUUGGCGCCUAAUUAAGGUGGUAUGGAGAAAAGGACAGGUACCCGAGUGCUGGCAGAAAGCAGAAAGCCUAUUUGUCCCUAAGGAAACAAACUCGCACAACAUUAGCCAGUUCAGGACAAUAUCACUUUUAAAUGUGGAAGGCAAUUUCUUCUUUGCUGUUCUCGCUAGAAGACUGACCACAUACCUUACUGCUAACAAAUAUGUGGAUACUUCAAUCCAAAAAGGAGGUGUGCCUGGAUUUUCUGGUUGUGUAGAGCACACAAGCGCUUUAAGCCAGCUGAUACGUGAAGCGAAAGUGAACCAACAGGAUUUGACAGUAGUAUGGCUAGACCUAGCCAAUGCAUACGGCUCCAUACCACACCAGCUAAUACGAAGAGCGCUGGAUCACUAUCACAUACCAGCACAUGUACAGAAGAUUGUCCUAGGGUACCUAGACAACAUUCAGCUGCGCUUCUCAGUGAGAGAGAAGAUAACAGAGUGGCAGAGGCUUGAGAAGGGAAUCAUUACUGGCUGCACCGUUUCCGUUGUCCUAUUUGUCAUGGGCAUGAACCUCAUCCUGAAUGCUGCCAAGAAGGAAACCCGUGGACCAAAAACUGCGUCAGGGAUCUACCUACCAAGCAACAGGAGCUUCAUGGAUGACUUGACUAUAACAACCCAGACACAUGUGCAGGCUAGAUGGGUCCUCUUAGCUCUUGAGAGUACAACAUCUUGGGCAAGAAUGAAAUUCAAGCCAAAGAAAUCCAGAAGCCUUAUCAUCAAGAAAGGCCAGUCAACCAAGAAGUUCAACCUCCAGGUACAGGGAGAAGACAUACCAUCUAUCAUGGAUAUGGAGGAGUUCAAGGCAUCAAAGGCACGGCUGGUGGUAACUCUGAAAGAAUCCCGAGAUGAUAAGAUCAGGAAAGCUGGCAUAGAGACAAGAACAGGGAGAAAGUGGUCAGCCAGCCAGGCAGUGACCCAGGCAGAAAGUAGACUUAGGCAGAAAGACAUUGUUGGAACAACCACUAGCGGGCGCCAAGGUCUUGGAAUCUCAACAUGUCCUAGAUGGAGCCAAGCAGCCAGUGGGGAAAAAAGGAAAAUGGUAGUAGAUGAAGUGCGGAAGAUGGAAGAAGAAGAGAGAAGAUCUAGAGCAGUAGCCAUGGGCUCACAGGGAGCAUGGACAAAAUGGGACACCACACCAAGGAAGAUGACAUGGGGCCAGAUCUGGAAGUAUGAGCCUUUGCGAAUCAGCUUCUUACUGCGGUCGGUAUAUGAUCUGCUACCCUCACCAGCUAACCUACACAGAUGGGGAAUGCAAGACAGCCCAUCAUGUCAACUGUGUAACAGAACUGGAAGCAUGGAGCACAUACUAUCGGCAUGCAGCACAGCACUCACGCAAGGCAGAUAUAGAUGGCGCCAUGACCAAGUGCUUCGAGAUAUGGCAGACAUUCUUGAAAGACAGCGAAUGAAGAAGAGAAAACAGCCACAGCCAAAAACCAUCCACUUUGUCAAGGAAGGCCAGUCAGCACCUAAAGGCAAAAGAACAACAUCUUCAGUACUUGACGAAGCUGACAAUUGGAACAUGGCUGUUGACCUACAGAAAAAGCUUGUCUUUCCGGAGGUAGUACAAACCAAUCUCAGACCCGACAUUGUCAUCUGGUCCAAGACUGCAAAGCACCUGGUGAUGAUUGAAUUGACAAUCCCAUGGGAAACAAGGUGUGAAGAAGCCUACGAGAGGAAGAAAACCAAGUACUCUGAUCUCAUGGACCAAUGCAGACAACAAGGAUGGAGAACCUGGCUGUUCCCUGUUGAAAUAGGAGCAAGGGGUUUCCCAGCCAAUUCACUAUGGAAGAUGUUGGGCGCCAUGGGACUCAAGGGCCAUGAGAGAAGGACUGCUGUGGGCAGACUAGAAAAAUCAGCUGAAAGGGCAUCCAGUUGGCUAUGGUCUCGAAGAGAUGAGAGGAGCUGGAAGCCAGUCACCAACACGUAG
Messenger RNA from Dreissena polymorpha, 3039 nucleotides. RefSeq lists its product as uncharacterized. The transcript is spliced from 2 exons. The coding region runs from base 1 to 3039 and encodes 1012 amino acids. Lineage: Eukaryota; Metazoa; Mollusca; Bivalvia; Myida; Dreissenidae. The record is from RefSeq and is a predicted model, not a curated record.